UCAGUACAGUGUAGUUGCUCGCGUUCCAAACGUCCUGCACAUUGUUUAUUCGAUGUGUUAAGCACGGCAUCAAAAUGUUGUUACGAGUUUUGUCGCUAUAUUUGUGCUUUGAACUGGGUUCUACAGGACAUGUUGCCGUCCAACUACCAUACGCAAAUCCAGCAGGAAUAGCCUACAUCAAUGGAAAAACGCAUGCUCAGGCUGGAUUAUUGGCUGGUCCGGUGAGGUAUCGAUCGGCCAACUACAUCCAGGGACAACAACUUCCCAUCCAUGCCUACCAAGUAGCAGGGACUCCAUCUGUUUACUCGUAUAACCUACCAGAAGCACCUGUAUCGGUAGCCUCACAUCCUUUCUAUACCUACAAUCAUGCAGCCGUAACGCCAGUAAUAUAUGGAGCCGUUCAACGACCACCUACAGUGGUGUUUAAGCCCCAACCAAUACAUCCAGUAAUUACACAAUUUCAUCCGCCGGAUAUCCAACCAACUUACAUUCCAACAGUAACUACCGUGCCCGUUCACAUACCUAUCGAACAUGUGACACCCACAGUACCCAUAAUUCCACCGACACCAGUAAAACCUGUGACACCGAAAGCACACGUACCCCCAGUUACUACUACGGUUACCAAAACAAUCACGCAACAGCACGGUUACGAACAGCACGGUGUUACGAACACUCAAACUCCGUUGCCUGUAAUAAGAUCUCGCAAAUACAAAGUAAGGAGGCCCGCCAUUCACAACCAAUUUUAUGAUAUAGAAGAACGUGUUAUUAUUCGUCCGGUUGGCAAUGCUUUGAUAGAACUGGAACAGCCUUUAUCUCAAACUGAAACCGGAAUCGGAAGACAACCAGAUGAUCAUCAAUUUGCUCAUUCGAACAAUGGACAAGAAGGUGGCCAUACUAUAAUUACUCAAACAACGACGGUGACGCAAAGACCUGGAACUGCACAGCAGCAUCCCGUAUACACCCAGCCGCCAGUAUAUAAUACCCCGGAGACUCCUCAACAUCCUUUAUACAAUCAGCAACCGGUACAUAAUACUCCAGUCGCACAAUAUCCGUACGAGUUUCAUCAGAUACCAGUGUAUAAUACUCCAACGGCUCAACCGCAUCCUGUGAUCAUUCACACAAGUAAUACAGGACAAGUUCCGCAUCCUACAGUUACACCACAAACUCCAAUCUACGUGAAUCAUGUUCAACCUGUGUACAUUCCGACAAAUGCUAUUCCUGUGACCACCAUUAAACCUCCGCAUGUGUCUGUACCUGUAGUUACAACUCCACACCCCUCUUAUAUACCUUCAACAAGUACAGAUAGUAGUACUCUCGAUUAUGAUGACACAAUAGUUAUCGACGCACGCAGUGGUGGCCGAGCAUCCUCCUCCACUGAAAACCCAUAUCACUAUACAACAAUUGAUUCAACCGCUAAAUAUCGAACAUAUAACAACUACACCGUUGAAGAUUCACCGAAACGUGGGGAUAUUGCCAUCAGUUACGCUACUGAGGCGACCCAUCAAAGUUUAUCGAACGAGUUCGACAAUAAAACUCCUCGAUCUUCUACCAUUGAACCAGAAGUGGCGACUUCAACUAAUGUGCCAAAUCCAACAAUAAACGCACGUUUUGCCAAUGAAAAUAACAAUCCAGCAGAAUCCCGAGAUCAGCAAUCGUCGGCAUCCCGGAACACUGGCUACACUGAAACGACAGUUUCUUCUCCAAGGGUAAUAGUUUCGAGCAACGUUUCACCUGACCAGGCUCGUGCCAAUCAGGAACAAUUUAUUCGAUUACUUUCCGAGAGGGAUUCCAUUUCCGAGGUUGGUUUUAGUCCAAACAGCGGCACGUCGGGCAGCGUGAUCGACGCGUACGUUCGGGGUCGUGUGCUGUCUGCAACUCCUGCCCCGCGCGAUGCUACCGAUUCCAGCAGGACAGUCAAUAUUCGACGAAUUAUAGUUUCUCGACCAAUCGAAACUGAGCAAGAGGUGGAGGUACGAGAACAAGUACGCCCCGUACAGCACCCCGGAUACCACACCACUUCGGGUCCUCACCAGGUGCCCGUUUAUUCAGAAGUAAGACCCCCGGCAUUCGCAAAUGAUUAUGUUGAUUGAAACAAUGCAUUUAAAUGUUGACUAAUAAACGAAAUCGAGUAAUAAAA
Molecule: messenger RNA, 2137 nt
Organism: Toxorhynchites rutilus septentrionalis
Lineage: Eukaryota; Metazoa; Arthropoda; Insecta; Diptera; Culicidae
Exons: 2
Coding region: 75-2090 (671 amino acids)
Source: RefSeq, a predicted model, not a curated record